AGAAGUAUUUUGACGGAAACCUUGUAAAACUGUAUAAAGUUAACUAUAUGUAUCAGUAUUAUUCAUUCUAAAUAUUAAUCCGUUGUUGACAUAAUUUGAUUAAGAGUUAAAUGUGAGGACAAACUUAGAUCAAUUAAAACUUCAAAAUGUUGUGUGAUCGAAUGGAAUCAGGAAACUUUAAUUCAAAAAGUUUAUAUGAAGAAAACUUUGAAAAGUUGACAAAUAAUUGGUGCGACGUUGAGAGUUUAGCUCUAAUGUACCAAGACAACACACCAUACGAGAGCAGUAUGCUUCAUGUCAUUGACCAAAUGCAGUGCAGUUCAGCAUCUCCAGUUUCUACUGUAACAUCUACCGAACAGUGCAAUCUAGGUUUUGGAAAACAAGAUUUGUGUUCAGCGAACCUGUGUCUUGAUACACAAGAAACGAUAGAGGAUUUAUUAGACUUUGACUUUAUUCUUUCGAAUAGUAUUGAGAACAAUUCAUUGUAUCCAGAAGACAACGAAUCAAAAGUCAAGCGCGAGCCAAUAUCACAAGACCCACUUCCAGAUUUUCAUUCUACAUUUAUGGACAUUCCUGAUAUCAAAUUUGACAAUUGUAUGAACAAUAACAACUCAUUAGAAAUGGAAAAUGUGAAAAGUGACUUUUCUAAACCAAUUGUUCCUAAACAAGAGUAUACAGCUAGUUCAUGUAGUACAUAUAUGCACAAUACAAAUACCACCAUGACUGUUCCACAAUCUCACUGUAACGUCGUUACUCCUUCAUCACCUCAUCAGAUGCGAUAUUCUAUAAGUAUUCCAGGCCAUUUAUCGCCUCCUUCAUCACCAGAACUAGGCAAUGUGAUGUCACAAACACACAAUCAAAUGUCAUCAUACCACCUACCACAGUCCGUUCAACAAGUACAUUCACCACAAACCCAUAUGUAUCUGAUGUCUGGUCAUCCAUUUAUGGCCAAAAUGUCACAACAGCCACAGAUGAUGCCACAUCAAAUGAUAACGCCACCAUCCUCGCCACAAUUAGUUGAUCUUCUUCUUCCACAGCAGACGAUGGAACCAGGGACCAUACAGCCAAAGCGAAGAGGUCGUCGUACCUGGGGACGCAAACGACAGACAAGUCACACAUGCACCCAUCCAGGUUGUAGCAAAACUUACACCAAAAGUUCACAUUUAAAGGCUCAUUUGCGAACCCAUACCGGUGAAAAGCCGUAUCAUUGUACAUGGAAAGGAUGUGGAUGGAAAUUUGCCAGAUCAGACGAACUUACUCGCCACUAUCGUAAACAUACUGGUGAUCGUCCAUUCCAGUGUCAUCUUUGCGAACGCGCCUUCUCAAGAAGCGAUCAUUUGUCACUUCACAUGAAAAGGCAUAUUUAACAAUGACAAUGAGGACUCUAAAUUGGUCAAGAACUUAUAUAUGACAUUUAUAUUGACUGUAAUAAUAUUUUUAUACGUCGUAUGAUGUCAGUAUGUAGAGACCAUACCAAUCCGACCAGCGUUGUGCUGGCCGAGAACUACUAUGGUAUGGUGUACCUUGCCGAAAGUCAUGGCUGGUCCGUUUCGGUUAAGGCGAAAAAGUCCAAGUUGGUCUAAAGAGAGUUAACUCUCAAUGUAAAAUUAUCAUGUUAAGAACAUGUAAAAGGUUUUGAUACCAGUGUUGAACACAAGUGCUAUUAAAGACGAACUAUGCAGCGUCAAAAAAAAUUGUAAUGAAAUGCAAGAAUAUGACAAACAACGAAAAGUUAUUUAUUGUUUUUAACUGUCGUGUUAAUGUUAAAACAAUGGACAAGUGCAAUUAUACUAAGUGCCUAUAAUACAUAUUUUAUUUUGUAUUGUUCAUUAAUUUCUUUAUAAACUUAAGUUCUGAAUUAUACAAAUGAAUUUUUCAGAAGGAAAGAUUUAAUCUUGACAUGCAACGCUUGUGACUGGUUUCAAUUGUGUAGACCCGAUUUCAGGUCAUAUGUGUAUACCUUUGUAAUCAGAAAAAGUCAAAUAUAUUAGGAUAGCAAAGAGACCACAUAAUUAUGUUGAUUUCAUCCACCGCAGGAGUCGGUACUUAAUAAUUAAAAUCAAACAAUUGAUUAAAACAUCUUUCUAGGGUUAAUUAUUUUUGUUAUAUUAUUAACUUUGGUGCUUUAUAUUGUUAAAUUAUUUGAUAUUAUUUGUACUUGUAUAUAAUAUGCCCCCCUUACCUAGUCAACGGUGUUCACGUUAAAGUGCCAUAUACUAUAAGUAUAAUAUUAUUAGCAAGUCUGUAAAGUCAGCAUGGUCUGAUUCUUACAGGUCUGUUAACACCUUAAUAUAUAAUAAAUAUGUUUAAAACUUA
Molecule: messenger RNA, 2316 nt
Organism: Mytilus trossulus (common blue mussel)
Lineage: Eukaryota; Metazoa; Mollusca; Bivalvia; Mytilida; Mytilidae
Product: Krueppel-like factor 4
Exons: 2
Coding region: 147-1367 (406 amino acids)
Biological process (GO): regulation of transcription by RNA polymerase II
Molecular function (GO): RNA polymerase II cis-regulatory region sequence-specific DNA binding; DNA-binding transcription factor activity, RNA polymerase II-specific
Source: RefSeq, a predicted model, not a curated record